Messenger RNA from Salvia hispanica, 1036 nucleotides. Its product is annotated as borneol dehydrogenase, mitochondrial-like. Gene Ontology annotation, molecular function: oxidoreductase activity. Lineage: Eukaryota; Viridiplantae; Streptophyta; Magnoliopsida; Lamiales; Lamiaceae. The record is from RefSeq and is a predicted model, not a curated record.
AUCAAAAAAAAAAUAUCGUCAGUAUGGCCUUAACUUCUCUUAGACGGCUUGAAGGGAAAGUAGCCCUAAUAACUGGCGGCGCCAGCGGCAUCGGAGAGGCCACCGCCCGAUUAUUUUCCCGGCACGGAGCGAAGGUUGUUAUAGCGGACAUCCAAGACGAAUUAGCUCGCAAUGUGUGCAAAGAUUUAGCUCCGGCCACGUUCGUCCACUGCGACGUGACCAAAGAAUCCGACGUGGAGAGUGCCGUGAACACGGCGCUCUCCACAUACCGGAAGCUAGACAUCAUGAUAAACAACGCCGGCAUCAGCGAAUCUAAACAACUGAAGAUCGUAGAAACCGAGGUUUCCGAAUUCAAGCGCGUGGUGGACGUGAACCUCGUGGGCGCGUUCCUGGGGACGAAGCACGCGGCCCGGGUGAUGAUCCCGCAGCAGGGCGGGAGCAUCAUCACGACGGCCAGCGUGUCUUCCGUGAUGGGCGGCACCUCACACGCCUACACGAGCUCCAAGCACGGGGUGGUGGGCCUGAUGAGGAACGCCGCCGUGGAGCUUGGGGCCCACAGGGUGCGUGUCAACUGCGUGUCGCCGUAUAUCUUGGCGACGCCGUUGACUACGGGCUCGGGGGGAUUGGACGGCGACUGGAUCCGAGGGUGUUAUAGCAACCUAAAAGGAGUGAAUUUGAAAGCGGAAGAUGUGGCUGAGGCGGCUCUCUAUCUGGCGAGUGAUGAAUCCAAGUAUGUGAGUGGACAUAACCUUAUGGUUGAUGGAGGAUUUUCCGUCAUGAAUAAGGCCUUCAACCUAUUUGAGCUCCUCAAUUAAAGGUCAACUUUCCUACUCUCUCCGUCCAUCCGUUCGAAUGAAAUCUACCUACCAUUUACGGUAAAAGUGAAUCGAAACUCCUAAUGGGUAGACGAACUAAAAUGAUAAAUUGGGCCUCUAUAGGCUAACGGAUGGAGUAUUAUUUUAUAAUAAUAACAAUAAAUAAAGUUUUAUUUGGUUGUAAUCAUUAAAUGGAAGUUUGGAAUAAAGAAAUGGGGCAU